Molecule: messenger RNA, 1292 nt
Organism: Cinara cedri
Lineage: Eukaryota; Metazoa; Arthropoda; Insecta; Hemiptera; Aphididae
Source: the annotation of a GenBank genome assembly
CUUGUAUUUUGUUAGCAUUUGUGGAAUCAAUUUUCCACGCCACCUCUGUUUUUAGAUCAUAAUAUGUAACUUUGAUUGGGUACCCCUGGAUUUUGAUAAAAAUAAUCAUUUAAACUGAUAGCGUUUUCCAGACUAGUUACAAAAUUGUAAUAAAAUUUAUAAGAUAUCCGUAAGGAUUAAAGGACGAAAUUACACGUAAUUAGUCAAGUAGUUAAAAUAUUUAAAAGAAACAUGAAUUUUAAUUUGUUGAAAUGUUGUUGCAACAACAUCGUUCGGACGUUGUCUCGGUCACAAUAUUCAAGUGCUAUAAACUUGAAGAACUUACAUCCGAAUAGUUCAUUGAAAAUAACCACACCAAAACCUGAUCAAGUAUGUAUUUACAUAUUUGAAGGCAUUGGAGAGCAUCUUACUACUAAAUUGUUUUCAUUAGAUACCCACCACCAAUAAAUCUUUUUCUGGGUAUAUACCAGUUGAAGAACUGGACAUUGUAUACAGCACAUCUAGUGGUGCGGGCGGUCAAAAUAUUAAUAGAGUGAACACUAAAGUCGACUUAAGGUUCAAAGUGAAAUCAGCCAAUUGGAUCAACGAUGAAGUUAAACAAAAAUUAAUUAAUGUUGUGAGUAGAACAAUACAUAUUAAACUAAGUGUUCUUAUUGUUUUUAAGAUUUAUGCAAAAGAUCAGUGUUGCUUAUAAUUAAUUGUUUGUAGAGUAAAAAUAAACUAACCAAAGAUGGAUAUUUAGUGAUUCGUUCAGAAAAGACGCGAUCACAACAAUUGAAUCUGGCAGAUGCUAUGGAACGUUUGCGUAAACUUAUCUGGAAAACCAUUGAACCAGAACCAAAGCCAUCUGAAGAAAAUAUUGAAAAGAUGAGACGCCGGUAAAAUUUAAAUUUAUAUUAAUUUUUUCCAAAUGUUAUUCAAUUUUUUUUUUUAUAGAAUUGAAAAAGCAAAUUGUAUGAGAUUAGUAGAAAAGAAAAUGAAAUCAUUGACCAAAAGCAAUCGUCAACCACCAACAGUGUUCUAAAAUUAUUUAGUCUAUACUUAGUGUAUAUUGUAAAAAUAUAAAUUUGCCGAUUCACUUCAUUGUUAUUUACUAAUUUUGAGUGCAUUUUAUAAAAAUAAGUGCUACUUGCUAUUCUUAAAAACAUGACCUUUUAACUUAUUCAUUCUCAAACUAGAAGAUUUAGGAACAUACAAAAAAUUAGUACUUAAAUAAAAUGUAAUUCAAUUUGCAUAAUCAUAAGAUUAAUUUCAUCUGGGUUGAUUAUUAUAUUCACAAUAUCAUCUAUAAA